Colletotrichum lupini is the source of this 1248-nucleotide messenger RNA. RefSeq names its product arginase. Gene Ontology annotation, molecular function: manganese ion binding; arginase activity. The transcript has 6 exons. NCBI's taxonomy places the organism in Eukaryota, Fungi, Ascomycota, Sordariomycetes, Glomerellales, Glomerellaceae. The record is from RefSeq and is a predicted model, not a curated record. Gene Ontology annotation, cellular component: cytoplasm; nucleus; cytosol. Bases 1 to 1248 code for a protein of 415 amino acids.
AUGACUGAGGCGGCCAUGGUCAUGGAUGAUGGCUGUACGGAGCCAGGUACUUCGUGGCCCGGAGCCCUUGGUGUCGCCGACUCUCUACAUAUAAUACUCCCCAGCUUCUACCCUCCUCUUGACCUCUCCUCCUUCUCUUCCUCGUCUUCUUCUUCUUCUUCACUUCAAUCUCUUACCUCGAUUACCCGCACAUAUCUUGUCACUGAACCAAGUUCGCACCCUCGGCGCAUCGCAACCAUGGUCCAGAACACAUCAAUGGUCACCUCCAAGUUCCUGAGCAACCCCGAGGACCUCGGCGUCGUUGCCGUUGGCUUCUCUGGCGGACAGUGCAAGAAAGGCGUCGACGCCGCCCCCAAGGCCCUCAUCGAGUCCGGCCUGCUCACCCAGCUCCGCGACGAGCUGGGCUACAAGCUCCACGGCGACGAUGAGGUGCACCUCUACACCGACCUCGUACCCGCAGACGACCCCCCCUUCCGCAACAUGAAGAACCCCAAGGCCGUGUCCUCCGUCACCGAGCGCAUCGCCGACCAGGUCUACCAGCAGUCGCGCCUCGGUCGCCUGACCCUGACCCUCGGCGGUGACCACAGCAUUGCCAUUGGCACCAUUGCCGGCUCUGCAAAGGCCACCCGCGAGAGACUCGGCCGCGAGAUUGCCGUCAUCUGGGUCGAUGCGCACGCCGACAUCAACACCCCUGAGACGAGCGACAGCGGCAACGUCCACGGCAUGCCCGUGGCUUUCGUCACGGGCUUGGCCAAGGAGUCUAGACCCGAGUACUUUGGCUGGCUCAAGGAUGAGCACAUGCUAAGCAUCAAGAAGCUGGUGUAUAUUGGUCUGCGCGACGUGGAUGCAGGCGAGAAGAGGAUUCUGCGCGAGAAUGGCAUCAAGGCGUUCAGCAUGUUUGACAUUGACAGAUAUGGCAUCGGACGCGUCAUGGAGAUGGCGCUUGCGCACAUUGGCAACGAUACCCCCAUUCACUUGUCAUUUGACGUUGACGCUCUGGACCCCAUGUGGGCGCCGUCAACGGGUACCCCGGUCCGCGGCGGUCUCACAUUGAGAGAAGGUGACUACAUUUGCGAGUGUGUGCACGAGACUGGCAGCCUUGUCGCGCUGGACCUGGUCGAGGUGAACCCGUCACUCGCGGCCGAGCAGGAGGGCGCGGCGUCCGAGACGCUUGAGCGCGCGGGGGACAAAAGGGAAAGGAUGCGGCCACAAUGGAUUCUCGACUUCUGGCAGAAUCAUGGCUGCUGA